AUGGCGAGUCGCCUUAUGCGCGCCGUCCCGCGCAGUCUACUUCGAAGCACUUCGCGAAACACCCCUUCAGCGAGGUACUCUGCCAACUCCGCCAAGCCUGGACAGUCAUCCAACGUGAGCAAUCCGAUUGCCAGCUCGCCAGAAUCUCAAGCCAUCAACAAGUCUAGAGGCCUGGAAGGUCGAAAUUCCGACAAUGCCGACACUCGUUCUACCCAGUCCCCAAUUUCCUCUUCGAAUAAGGAGGAACUCGGCAGCGAGACACACGAAGGGGAGGAACAAACGUCAACCGAUGCACAAAUCAAGAAUGACCCCGCCAUGCCGACAGAGGCCAAGAGAAAGAAUGUAGAGAAGGCUGGUCAGAAACCUUUGGGUCCUGAAGAUCAUAAGUAG
Messenger RNA from Penicillium riverlandense, 390 nucleotides. RefSeq lists its product as uncharacterized. The record is from RefSeq and is a predicted model, not a curated record. The coding region runs from base 1 to 390 and encodes 129 amino acids. The transcript has 2 exons. Lineage: Eukaryota; Fungi; Ascomycota; Eurotiomycetes; Eurotiales; Aspergillaceae.